Molecule: messenger RNA, 1296 nt
Organism: Nannizzia gypsea CBS 118893
Lineage: Eukaryota; Fungi; Ascomycota; Eurotiomycetes; Onygenales; Arthrodermataceae
Product: anthranilate phosphoribosyltransferase
Exons: 2
Coding region: 1-1296 (431 amino acids)
Biological process (GO): L-tryptophan biosynthetic process
Cellular component (GO): cytosol
Molecular function (GO): anthranilate phosphoribosyltransferase activity
Source: RefSeq, a predicted model, not a curated record
AUGGCUACACCACAGACACAGGGGACAGAGGCUGAGAAGGUCUCGAUCUCGCCGCUGCUCAAGAGCCUGGCGUAUCCUGAUGCCAAACACAUCAAGGCGCCUGCUGGGGAGAUAGCUGCUGCCUUUGCUCUCAUCUUCGAGGACAGGCUGUCUGCGAUCCAGACUGCGGCAUUGCUCACCCUGCUGCACUCGACGGGGCUGGAUAAGGAUCCUGAUGUCAUUGCACAAUGCUCCCAUCGCAUGAGAGAAGCUGCCACGCCGACGGAGAAGGGCCCGUUGCUAGAGGUGCUCGAGAAGCGAGGCCGAAAGGAGGGAUCCUACAAUGGCGGAUUGUGUGAUAUCGUUGGAACUGGCGGCGACCACCAUUCCACGUUCAACAUCUCCACGACCUCGUCGAUUAUUGCAUCGCCUUUCCUUAUGACCGCCAAACACGGUAACAGGGCUCAGACGUCCUCCUCUGGAUCAGCAGAUGUCCUCAUGCACGUUACCCCUACUGCACCAAAGAUUGAAGCCGUCAACGCAGAGAACCUAGCCAAGGUCCUCGAACAAACCAACUAUGCCUUCCUGUUCGCUCCUAUCUUCCACCCAGGCAUGAUGUACGCCAAUCCCGUCCGAAGAGGCCUGGGUCUGAGAACCAUUUUCAACCUAAUGGGACCGCUGGCCAACCCUGUAGACUGGGCCAUUGAAGCUCGAGUCGUUGGCGUAGCGUACCAGGCUCUCGGGCCCGUGUUCGCGGAUGCUCUGCGCCUAAGUGGCGUGACAAAGGCGAUGGUUGUAUGUGGAGAGGAAGACUUGGACGAAAUAAGUUGUGCCGGCAAGACCAAUGUCUGGAAAAUCGCUGAAUGUGACCCCUCAGAAGCUACCCCCGUCACUCCAACCCAGUCAUACGACGCAGAAGGCAACGAGAAGGUGUUGAAGCCAACCAAGAUUGAGAAAUUCUCCAUCGAGGCCGCGGACUUUGGCUUACCCGCUCACCCUCUGUCCGAGGUCGGUGGUGGUAAAGGGCCCCAGGAGAAUGCAGUCAAGUUGAUCAGCAUUCUGCGCAACGAGUUACCCCGCGACGACCCCGUCUUGCACUUUGUAUUGAUGAACGUUGCUGGGCUGCUGGCCAUCUCGGGUGUCUGUGAAGCUGACACUAGCAAUAUGGGCCCUGGAGACGAUGGUAAGGUCAUCACCGAACGAGGACCUGGUGGACUCAGAUGGAAAGAGGGUCUGAGACGUGCUCGCUGGGCCAUUGAGAGCGGCGAAGCGUAUAAAUCUUUUGAGCAGUUUAUCAAGGUGUCCAACACAUUUUGA